Periconia digitata is the source of this 5752-nucleotide messenger RNA. Lineage: Eukaryota; Fungi; Ascomycota; Dothideomycetes; Pleosporales; Periconiaceae. The record is from the annotation of a GenBank genome assembly.
CGCCCGCACAAGACAAACACACUCAAUCGUGCCCAUGGGCGACUCCCCCGAGUCUGGCGUAUCGCCCAUGACGGGUCCAGCAUCUUCAGCUGCAGGCCAACCACCACCCCCAUCGUCGUCCAAACCAGACGACCGAACCUUCUCUCCUUUGCGAACCAUGCGAAAUGCCGAGGCGGACAACUCAGACACGGUCAGCGGCGCACCAGUCAUUACCAAAUCGGCUCCUACCGGCGAGCCUCUCUCCUCCGAUAAUCUCGACGAGUUCCCUUUCCACGCUGCUCCCUCGACCGUCCUCCGUCCUCAGCCAGCCACCACUCCGCUGAAUACCAAUCCAGAGCCCGUUAACAAGCCCCAUCAUUUCCCGAAUGGCUCCACGAAUGCCUCCCCCAUUGCCCCCGUUUCGCGGCGAGCCACCGCCGAGGGCGACGAAUCGGAUGCUGCCCCAAAGGGUCGUCGUAGUGUACAAUUUGGCAGAUCCACCACAUUCGGUACCGAUCCAAAUGCUCAUUCGCGACAGCAAUCAUGGGAUGUCGACGAAGAAGGCGUCAAGGGCAAGGAGCGUGACAGACAGGGCUCGUCGCUCAUGACCAAGCUCAAGGCGCUGGCUGCUCCCAUGACGCUGCAGGGCCAUGGUCGAAGUCAGAGCGCAUUCACCGCUUCCUCCAUGUAUGAGGGUUCUCCGAGAGGGCCGCUGACACCUGCUUCCGAGCAUGAAGAGUUCCGGUAUUAUGAUGGUGGUCACGAUAGCGAGGCGGACGCCGAUGCCGAAGAGAGCGCGAGCGAAGGGCCCUCGCGGCCGCGUCGCAAAAGGAAGAAGAGUCGCCGCUGGUUCGAUGAUGGCAACGAAGGCGCACAAACCGCCCCAACCACUCCUCGGCACCCGUCCUUCUUCUCCAAAGAAUCACCCAAUACCACCCCCACCACCAGCCAACCGUUCCGCCCUACCUUCCUUCGCCGCGGUACCAUGAGCGAUAUCCCUGAAAAUCAGCGACAGGGAGUCUCCGAGGACGAAGGCCGUGAUCGCCUAGCCAAGGAAAGCACGUGGGCGCGUGGGCUGCAUAGCGCCAGAGGUCUCUCCUACGGAGGUUUGCGACGACACGAUCCGAACGGGACCGAGGACCCUGAAAACCGACGACCGAGCAACUUACGGCGAUUGACAGCUUUUGGCAGCAGUGGCGACAAUGGCCAGCCUUCUCCCUGGCGGAUACGCGGCGAGCGGACCCAAAGUUUGAGCGCGCAGAAAUGGAAAUCCAUCAAGAACAGUCUACGGCUGCUGGGCAAUCGCGCAAAGGCCGAGCGCCAAGUGGAUCACGCCAAAUCCGCAGAACUCAUGGCAGAAUUGUUAGCAGGAGCCCCGGCUGCCCUGUUUCUCGCCAGUAUGUUCCAGCGCGACGAGCAUGGCCACAAGCGUAUACCUAUCCUCCUCGAACAGCUCAAGGUCACAAUUACCGAUACUGAACAACACGAGGGCAAGGAUGGCAAAGAACCCAAAGACGGCAAGGAGAAUAACAAGGAAGGCAAAGAUGGUGACCGGCACACUGCUCUGCGCGUCGAGUUGGAGUAUGGUAGUGGCCUGACCCGAAUGAAAUGGGUCAUCUAUCGUUCUGUGAGAGAUUUUGCCAAUCUUCAUUUGAAGUUCAAGAUCCAGGAGAACAAGAACUCGAUUCUGAAUCGUCCGAACAAGGGAAAAGAUGCCAAGGAAAAACCCAAGCCCAAGGACAAGAUCAAUGAGAAAGAGACUGAGCAAGAGGAUCGCACGCCGAAACUACCACGCUUUCCCAGAAGUGUACUUCCGUAUCUCCGCGGGCUGCGAGGCUAUGGUAUUCUCGAUGAAGAGGAAGAAGAGGAGGAGAAGGAAGAGGCAGCCCACGCCAGCCAAGGAGAUGAUUAUGCGAGUGGUACAGAUCGUCCAGGCAGAACAGUACGGCAAAAAUCGUCCUACUAUCUCCGCCGCCAACAAUCUAGCAUCAGUGGCAACCAGGCCAGUGGUGUGCUUACGCAGACGAAUGGUCGACAAGGCAGUUUUGUUGGACCGGCCGGCGCGCCGUUGAACAGCAAGCAGUCCCAUCAAGAACGACAGCGUAAGAAGUUGGAGACUUAUCUUAAAGAACUCAUCACGUAUCUCAUUUUCCGCCCGGACAGCAACCGGUUAUGCAAGUUUCUCGAGCUGUCCGCUCUAGGUGUCCGCUUGGCUGCCGAAGGAGGCUAUCAUGGAAAGGAGGGGUUGAUGAUGAUCAAAUCCACCAAAGGCGUCGACGCCCGUAAGAAGUGGAGUCCUAUCCCACUGAUGCAGCGACACUGGCCGAAAUGGUUUCUCGUGCGUCACAGCUAUAUCGUCUGCGUCGACUCUCCUGAAGAAAUGAAUGUUUACGAUGUCUUCUUGGUAGAUUCGGACUUCUCCAUUGAGGACGACAAAUCUCAGAAGCUUACCCAAAAGAAAGCACGCGACAUUGCGAGCGAAGCGAAGGCUUCUGCGACAGGGCACCAUCAACUGCGACUCGUCAACUCGGAGCGCACCAUGAAACUGCUCGCCAAGAAUGAGAGGCAGCUCAAGCAGUUUGAGGAUUCCAUUCGCUUCAUGAUGCGCAAUAGCGAUUGGACCAAAACGAACCGAUUCCAGAGUUUUGCUCCUGUCCGAAAGAACAUCUAUGCACAGUGGCUUGUGGAUGGGCGUGACUACAUGUGGAAUGUGUCUCGAGCCAUCAGUAUGGCCAAAGACGUGAUUUACAUCCAUGACUGGUGGCUAAGUCCGGAGCUCUAUCUACGCCGGCCACCAGCCAUUAGCCAGAAAUGGAGACUGGACAGGCUUCUCCAAAGCAAGGCUCAAGAGGGCGUCAAGGUCUUUGUCAUAAUGUACCGCAAUGUAAAUGCUGCUAUUCCUAUAGAUUCGGAAUACUCCAAAUACUCGCUUCUGGAUCUUCAUCCCAACAUCUUCGUGCAGCGAUCACCCAAUCAAAUUCGACAAAACACCUUUUUCUGGGCUCACCACGAGAAGAUAUGCAUUGUUGAUCACACGAUUGCGUUCUGUGGCGGUGUCGAUCUGUGCUUUGGUCGUUGGGAUACACCUCAGCAUACCGUGGUCGACGACAAGCUGACGGGCUUUGAAUCGUCUGACGAUAACCCCAAAGAUGCCGAACAUUGUCAACUUUGGCCCGGUAAAGAUUACUCGAACCCCAGGGUUCAGGACUUCUUUGCUCUCGACAAACCCUACGAAGAGAUGUAUAACCGCAGCGAAACCCCUCGUAUGCCGUGGCACGACAUUGGCAUGCAGAUCGUCGGUCAACCCGCCCGUGACUUGACGCGCCACUUUGUCCAGCGAUGGAACUAUCUACUGCGUCAGCGAAAACCAUCCAGACCAACUCCUUUCUUGUUGCCGCCGCCGGACUUCGAUCCUGCUGACAUCGAGGCCCUGGGUCUUGAUGGCACCUGCGAAGUCCAGAUUCUUCGCUCGGCUUCAGCAUGGUCAUUAGGCACUCCGCAUAAGACAGAACACAGCAUCAUGAACGCUUAUGUCCAGAUGAUUGCCACGUCUGAGCAUUUUGUGUACAUUGAGAACCAGUUCUAUAUCAGCAGCAGUCAAGUGUACGGGACAAGAAUCGAAAACAAGAUCAGUGAUGCGUUGGUCGAUCGCAUCAAACGGGCGCAUAAGAAUGAGGAAGACUGGAGGGCCUGCAUCGUGAUUCCGCUCAUGCCUGGUUUCCAAAGCACAGUCGAUGUGCAGGAAGGUAGCAGCGUCCGUCUGAUCAUGUCGUGCCAGUACCGAAGCAUAUGCCGCGGCGAGACAUCCAUCUUUGGGCGACUUCGUGCGGCUGGUAUUGAGCCUGAAGACUACAUUCAGUUCUACGCACUGAGAUCCUGGGGCGAGAUUGGGCAGAACAAGGCUCUAGUCACGGAGCAACUUUACAUACACGCCAAGUGUAUGGUUGUGGACGACCGCGUCGCUAUAAUCGGAUCCGCCAACAUCAACGAAAGGUCUAUGCUGGGUUCUCGCGACUCAGAAGUAGCGGCCAUUGUGAGAGACACUGAGGUCCUGGACUCUUAUAUGGCCGGCGAGCCUUACAAGGUCGGCAAGUUCCCACACACCCUUCGCAUGCGACUGAUGCGCGAGCACUUGGGUGUUGAUACGGACAAAAUAUUCGAAGAAGAGUGGGAGAGCCGCCAUUCCGACGUGGAUAGUGCCGAAUUCCACACAGAUUCUUCUGGUCCUUCGUCGCCGACAUUCGACAGGGCGACUGAGCAGAAGUUGACUGAGAAUAAGCAUCGACUCGAAGACGAGCUCAUUGCGCGAGCAGAGGGGCUACACAGCUUCAACCAUGAUACGGACUGGGCACAAGAUAACAAUCCCCAUAUCAAACCCAGCAAGAAGACCACGACGGAUGCCAGAGUCACCAACAACCCAGCGCACCAGAAAGACGUGCGUGGAGAGGGGGCUGAUCAUAUGCGUGAGUUCCUGAGGGAACGCCCACUCACCGCACAGGCCCGCGAUUCUUAUGUCAACGAGAAAGGUCAUGAAGUAUUGGCGGUGGAUGCCACAUCUGAAGGUGCCGCAAACACGCCCAGAAAGUCCGCCAGCAAAACUCGUGGCCGGAGCAAUACCACCAACACACGAAUCAGUUCACACAGCGCUCCGGAUGGAUUCAACGGUCUACCACCACCGCGCAUUCCACGCAUGGACACUAGACAAUUGGGUCUUACCCAUCUAAGCCAGUUGCCAGCUUUGCCAGUAUCCGAUGAUACAGAUAUUGGUGGUCCUCCUCUGCAACGCACAUUCAGCUACGAGUCUGCCCCCGUCAUUAACCCACUCCUGGCUGAUAUGCGCCGCCCCAUUGUCACAGAUGAUUGCAUGCGCGACCCUCUGAGCGAUGCCUUUUACCUUGAUGUCUGGCAUGCUGCCGCUGAGAACAACACCAAGCUUUUCCGCCAAGUAUUCCGUUGCAUGCCUGAUAACGAUGUCAAGACGUGGAAAGAAUACAAAGAAUACGUUGCUUUUGGCGAACGGUUCAGCCAGGCCCAAGGCACCGGCAAGCCAUCUUCGCGUAAGCAGCAAGACAGUCCAGGAAAGUCUGGACCCCCUGGCAACGGAAACGUCAAUGGUACUGUGGAAAAACUUGCCGCCAUACCGAAUCAAACCCUCAGGCAAGUCGAGGCGCUCGGCGAAAAGCUCACCGAGAAAAUGUCCAAAGACACCGCCCACGACGGCAGCUUGGGCCAUGUAGAGCAAUGGGCGCAGGACCAAGAAAAGCAGAAGUCGCAGUCGUCGCUACACCUCAACACUGCAGAUGCCACGAGCGAGAAAAGCGCGCUUAAGAACAUCGAUGACGCCGUCGUCUCCCCAAUGAACCCAUCAACCCCAGCCCAGACUUUCACUUUCCCCCCUCCACCACCCAUCCCCGAUUCGCACACUGCUGCCACAGACUUCGCCCAUGCUAACGGCGAAUCCAAUGACAAUGCUAACACCCCGGGCCGCGCACGCACGGUAACCAUCUCAGAGCCCAACCGUGAGGGCGGCCCAUCCCGUGCACAAACCGCCGGGCUCGGCAGCAGGCGCAGGAGACGAGCAAACACAAAAGCCAGCAUCAAGGCUUUCCUCGCUUCAGACGAAGCCCAACUCUUGGAAAAAGAAGACGCAAGAAAAUUGCUGGAACUGGUCCAAGGCCACCUUGUGGUCUGGCCCUAUGACUGGCUGGAAGCGGAGGAAGCAAACGGUGGUUGGCUGUAUACCGUAGAUCAGAUCGCGCCCUUGGAAAUCUAG